UCAGAAAAGACGGAAACGGCCUCCGUUGCUGCUUUCUACCAUAGAUCUUAAAACAGACAGAGCACAGGGAGAACAAAGGGGGGACCAAAUCAUUUAAGACGCCUGAUGUGGGCAAUUGAAUUUUUCAACUCCAAAUGGGCACAGAUGCGUUCUCUUGUUUACGUGUCACUUAAGAAUUUAACCCGACAGGCGAGCUUCCUUUGAGUGUCCGUGUAUGGAGACGGUUUAGGCAUGCGAGGAAGGGAUGCCCGGCACGCAGUUCUGACAUGCCGCCGACCCAAAUUGACCGAGACGCGGACCGAGCGGAACGUUCUGUUCUGCGGCAGACACGUCGCCAGCCAGACGCAGGUAUUCUCGGCUCAAUAUUAAUUUCAGUCCAAACGUUAGUUCGUGCUAGCUGUCUUCUACUGUACAUGACGACUUAGACGCGUGACGCCGACAUGAUUUGCAAUUUGGUUCGAGUGAUCGCAGGCUGAAACUCCUCAUUUGUGCAUGCCUCGCAAUGAUCCAUGAACGGACUCGCCGCCAUUUACGCAUCAAGCGACUGUUUGUGUAAACACUGGCAACAGUUGGGCCGACGCGAUUAGGAGCAAAUGCUCGGGAGCAACAGUUGGACUGAAAGCCAUAAAAGACAAAGUGCUCAAGUGCCACGUGACAAUCCUUCUCAACAAGAAUCCUGUGCUUCGGCUGUCGUCGUGUCUCUCGGAGACACUUUGUCGUUCGGUGGGAAGACAGUUCAAGUGAUUCGGGAGUAUCAGGCAGUCCGUUCCUUUAUUGUUCAUCCAAACUCGAAAGAGUUUCUCAACAGAAGUCUGAGAAUGAGUGCAGGCACUGCAACUGUAACUUAUUAUCGAUUGUAGCCGAAACUGAGCGCUUGACCUACGUGAGGGGCUCAACACAAAUCUCUCCUGAGAGGAGAAGGCUGCAGGGAGCCACAGACCCAGAGAGAGCGAGACAAAGGGGCUUUCCCUUUCUCUCUCUCGUCCCGUCUCGUCAGGCUGGCUGGCACUGCCAUGGCGUUCACCUUCGCGGCCUUCUGCUACAUGCUCACCUUGGUGCUGUGCGCCGCCCUCAUCUUCUUUGUCAUCUGGCAGAUUAUUGCGUUUGAUGAACUGCGCACAGACUUCAAAAACCCCAUCGACCAAAGCAAUCCCACCAGAGCGAGGGAAAGGAUUCUCAAUAUCGAGCGGAUCUGCAACCUUCUCCGCAGAUUGGUGGUACCCGAGUAUUCCAUCCAUGGGCUCUUUUGCCUAAUGUUCAUGUGUGCUGGCGAGUGGGUGACGCUUGGCCUAAAUAUCCCGCUUCUCUUCUACCACCUGUGGAGGUUUUUCCAUCGACCGGCCGAUGGGUCAGAGGUCAUGUACGAUCCUGUAAGUGUGAUGAACGCUGACAUCCUCAACUACUGCCAGAAGGAGUCGUGGUGUAAGCUGGGCUUCUAUCUGCUCUCUUUCUUCUAUUAUCUCUACAGCAUGGUCUACGCCCUGGUGAGCUUCUAACAGAUUCUCAUGCCGAGAUCGACACAGAAUCACAUCGACAAGGAAAGAACGACGACAUCAGCUCGUCCUGCCCAUGUAACCUUUCCACCAGUGAUUUGGCUUUCCCACAAUGCCACCUUGGAAGAUGAAACUGAAAAAAACAACAACAACAACAAUCUGAGUGCCAUUGUGAAUGUAAAGCUGUUGCGUCCGAUCCAUUUUUAUCGCUUUCUUACAAACACCGCAGUGAGACGGAUGGACAAAGGUAUGAACGGAGGACGGAAGUGAAGCUGAUGGUGGAAAAGGUGUUUGUGUUGCCUUUUACGCCUCGUUACAAAUCUUGACAAGGACUCUGAAGGGCUGGAGUAAUCCCACGCUGCUCUUAACUGAUCCAGUCUCUUUAUUCACUGUGACUCCCCAAACAUUCAACAUGGGCUGGAACACAAAUAAUUUGUCUGUCGUCUCUUUGGUCUUUUUCUGUACUUUGAUAGACACAUCUAAUAUUCAACCAUUGUUUUUCUGCUGUGUUGUGGGUGCACUUAAUUGGAAAAUGGAGAAGAACAAAAAAAAAAAAAAAAAAAAAAAAAUCACUGUAGAAAUGCAGGCAGGGACGUAACAGAUUGGUGCGUGCACAGCCACUUUCAAUCACGAUGGAGGUAAAGCUUUGGCCUUCAGGGUCAUCGAGGUCAUACUCACACUGUAAAAAUAACAAUUCGAACAUUUCAAUUUCCCCGCCACAGAUUCAACGCCAAAAAAAUUGUAUAUGAAAAACGUGGAUUCGGUGAAAAGCAAUGAAGACGCUUGCGAAAUACUCUCCAUUCUCACUUCAAUGCGAAGGCGACAUGCUGUGUCUCGGUUUUCACUUUCUUCAAGAAAUACCGACUCUUGGUCCAAUGCUUUUCUUAAAAAGAUGAACAAAGCAAACUUAACAAAAUAAAAAUAAAGAAAAACAACAUUUUUUGUAGUGUACAGAAACUGCCUUAUUUCCAGUUAAGUUUACGUAUUAGCAUCAAUGCUAGCUGUUUUAGCACAGUGUCAUUUCAUGUAUGACAAGCAAUUAAAAAGUAACUAGCAAUGUAAAAGGUUUGACGACAGUGUUAAUGUGUGUGUAACAAUUGAGCGGGACACGAGUGACAGCGACUCAGUGACGAUGAUGAUUUUCGAUACGUAACGAGUCAGUUCGCUCAUUUCGAUAACACAGUCAGAAACACGAAGUCAUUGCUGCUUGAUGGCCAAGCCUUUGCUCGUCUGCUCUUGCUCUCACGUGUUCAUUAGUCGGACUUAUUUGUCGAUAAGUGACGAUUCCAUUGUGAUUUGAACAGCAGUAGGAAUUUCUGAAAUUUAGGAGCCUGGUAAAAAUGUGUAAUUAAUUAAUAAGUGUUGAUAACAUGUCUGGUGUUGCUACUUAGGAAAACGUGUCAUGAGUACUGCAGCCUGUGGAAAAUAUUGGGAACAUUUAUCAAAAUCACAGUAAACAUUCACACCACAAUGUUAAACAUAUAUUUUGUGUAAAAGUGUUUGAAAACCACAUUUUGAAUGGACAGCAAUACUAGGAUUAAAGCCUAAAACUGGAAUAAAUUAAGUCAUUUGCAAAUAAUCCAGAUAAACAUCGGCUAUGUUACCAUCUACAACAAUCAUUUGAUUUACUGAUUUUAUUCUUAUUGACUCCACAUUUCCAUUACGAUGUUUUAGAUGCUUUGGAGAUUAUAUUUAAAAAAAAAUUUUUUUUAAAUAAUUUAGUUGACAUAUUACAGAACGUAGUCCAAGAAUGCAGACAGAAUGUUCUUGUUGAUGUACGGUAUACUGCAAAUGUUUUUGUUGUUCAUACUAAUCUCAUACUAUGAGCUAAUAUACAGUAAAACUGAUAAUAAACAAAGAGCCAUACGAGCUGUACAAAAUGCUUGUAAAAUCUAUGCGGGUUAAAGUGAAAUGAAGGUGUUUACAAUACAGUAAUGAGACAAGAAGCAUUUUCAUAUAUAACAUACUUGAUGACAUAUAUUGUUUACAUGUGUUGUUCUGACAUCCUCUUUCGGUGUCAUGAUUGCAAUAAUAUUUCUGUGUCGCCGCUGCUCAUCCAGUGAGAGAAUAGCGCUAACUUGAGAAAUGAAAAUCUUUUCAGCUGGAAACCUUCCAUGGGAAUAACAAUAAGUUCAUUAAAUCGAAUGAAGUGAAUUAAAUAAUGACACAAGGAAAGGAAUACAUAUACAUCACAAAAAUUUCUAAAGGAAUAGAAAGAAACUAGAAACCAGAAAGGAAAAUAAAACA
Messenger RNA from Phycodurus eques (leafy seadragon), 3740 nucleotides. It is a transcript of the gene cnih2, whose product is annotated as cornichon family AMPA receptor auxiliary protein 2. The record is from RefSeq and is a predicted model, not a curated record. The coding region runs from base 1014 to 1496 and encodes 160 amino acids. NCBI's taxonomy places the organism in Eukaryota, Metazoa, Chordata, Actinopteri, Syngnathiformes, Syngnathidae. Gene Ontology annotation, biological process: regulation of AMPA receptor activity; vesicle-mediated transport. Gene Ontology annotation, cellular component: synapse; dendrite. The transcript is spliced from 6 exons.